GACACCAAGAAAUUGUCAUCAGCUUAAUUAAAAUAUCAAAAUCUUUAGUAAAGUUAUAGAUUCGAUACCAAAUUUGGUUAGCGAUAAUUUGCAUGUGUAAUAUUUUGUUCCAUCGGUGCAGCAGCAAAAUAAUUCCCAUGUUUAAAGUUACGAAUGUAUGAUCCAUAUUAAACCUGCCAGUUGCUGGCGGCUGAACAGCAACUGUCAACAGCAGCAGCAUGCCUUGCCACGAAACCUUUGGGUGAAGGGCAUUUGUAAAACUAAAUAUAACAGGACUUAACAUCCUUUUCACCUUAAUUAUCAUGCAUAGGGAGGGAGUUAGGAGACUGUCAAACUAGAUUUAGUUAAGAAAUCUUCUUUAGCUAUGUUGAAAUACAAGGUCGUUAUAAAUGAUUCAGUAAUGAUGAUAAUAAUCUAUCUAUCUAUAUACCAGGCCACCAAUGCCACACAAGGUUUGCUCUGUGGCAGGGACUAAAAAUAUUGCCACUAUUCCGUGUAUGUUGUACGAGGCAACUAAAAGGGAUGGAACGAAGGUGCUAUAUAAACUCCCCUCUCUCUAUGGUAUCCUAGAAACAGGGAAAUAAAAUAAAAGGCUACAUGAUGAUGAUGAUGAUAAUUAUGAUAAUAAUAAUAAUAAUAAUAAUAAUAAUAAUAAUAAUAACAAUAACAACAACAACAACAUUUGAAAUGAGAUGUUUACACCAGUUUUUUUUCUUCAAGACUCAGGAAAUAUAUUUCUUAACAAUAGGAUGAAUAUAACAUUAUUCUCAUUUUUUUUUUUCAGCAGAAACUUGAAAACCAACCUGUAAACUAGCUUCAUAAUAAAAUAAUAGUGCAAAUGUUUAACAUAUAUUUUUAUUAGCAGCUCCUUUAAAGAAAAAGAAAGAAAAAAAAUUUGCUCAGUAAUUAUUUGGUGUGCAUGAAGUGAAUCGAACAUUUUUCCUGUAAUUUGUCAUUACUGUACCAUCAAAAAAUCAUUAAGCUAAUUAUGAGAUAUAUCAAGUAAUUUUUUCACAUAAAUCUGUUGUUAAUGAAACCUUAAAAGUAAUUCAGUAAUUGCAGAAUAACAAAUUUGGCCCCUCAUUUGCUCCUUAACAGAGACUCAACAAAUAAAGAUAAUACUAACCAGUUUUUUAACACUAGUUCUCUCCCGGGAGGCUCUCAAAAGCCUACCAAUACAAUGAUUAGGAAUUGAUAACUAAGUAAUAAAGAUAUUUUCUCAACAGAUGUUUUUCUUUCCUGACAAAAACAAUAAUGUGAGAUGAGCAGUGAUGGAGUCAGAGGGCUUCCAGCUGGUGAAGAAGAAGAAAGCUGCCAGGCCCAGGAGCAAACAGGUGAUCCAGGAUGUAGUCUAUUCACCCCAACACAGCAAGAGUGAAUGCCUAGACAAAAUACAAUUAGCAAGACAAAUAAUUGAAACAAGUGAAGGCCACUCCAGUCUUAAGAAGAAUUUGGAUAGUAUAGAAAAAGAACUAAACACUGUUCUUACUCCUCACCAAAACAUCAAAGUGUCUGGCAUUGUGUGCUAUGGCUUGGGACAACUUUCAAGUAGUAGAAUUGCCAGGUAUCAAGGUGCCCUGUUGCUUAUUCUCAAGGACCACUUCCAAGUUCCUGCUGAAGUUUAUGACCCAAUCUUUUCAGCAGUGGAUGUUGAAGUGUUGGAGGUAUUUGAUAUUAAGGUUUUAAAUAGAAACGAGGAAGGAAAGAGGAAAGUAGUGGAGACUACGCUGUUCUUCCUGCCACACUGUGGGAAGGAACUAUACAAUAAUUUGCUUUGGACCAAUUGGAAUCCCUCAUUAUUAUCACGUUGUGUCAUUGUUGGUAACAGCUUCAGUACCAUAGUGCAAAAUGUUCCUACUAGAACACUGAAAGAGCAUUAUAUGUUCAUAUAUCAAGCACAGGACAUGUUUAAAGAACUACCUCUUACGUCACUAGUUGAUUAUGAUGAUGUGUUCAAUGAUGUGAACAUUCAUAUUCCAUGUCACAACAUUUUAAACAAGUCUCCAGAAUUCUGGCUUGAAAACAAGGAACCAAAGUAUGAAAAUUGUGAUGUUGAAAUUGUCAGGAAGAAAAUGAGUGAAAUUAAGUUCUGAGUUAAGAAUCAUGAAAACUAACAUUGUCCUUUAUGUCUUUUAUCUUGAACUUUGCUUGGUUUUAAGCAGGUGUUGGAUUGUUUGGUCACAGGAGUGUCAUAAUGGCUCUUUUAUUGUUGGCAAUAUGAAUGAGUGUCACUCUUGGCUUGCUUGUGAUGACAUCAGACAUUUGGAUGUUGGAGAACUGAUAGGAUUUGGUGCUGUCAAACAUGUGUAUCAAACAUCAUGGCAGAAUAACACAAUGGCAGUAGCUUUCCUUAAUAACAACAAUUAUUCAGCUGACUUUCUCUUUGGCAUAGAAGUAUUGAAACAAUUAGGAUGGAGCAAAUAUAUAGUGCAGCUGAUUGGGUUUUGUGAGGAAGUCCCAGUAUUCCUAACUGAGUAUCAUCCUGCAGGCAGUAGUGUUAAUGUGGACAUUAUAUUUGGGAACGACUCUCACAGCCUGAGUCAAAGAUUCCAGUUGUGUAUUGAUUACGUAAAGAUACUUGCCUUUCUGCAUGACAGCCCAGCAGGUCCUCUGAUGAUGUGCGACUCCAGUACGCUUGUCAAGACGUUGGAACAGUACCUCCUCACUACCUCCGGGAACCUCGUGCUGAAUGACGUGGAUUCUUUGGCAAAGGUGAUGGAAGGUGGUACUGUAUGCGGCCACCGGGAACUAAAAGGUGAUUUUGUGGCACCGGAGCAGAAAUGGCCAUUUGAUGGAGAUGAAUACAGGACUGAAAGGAUGCCGCCAUACAGUGAAAAGGCAGACGUUUGGAAGAUACCGCCAGUGUGUAGUUUUUUCUUGGGCAAGAGUGACGGAGCCCGGGCACUCCAUUACCACUUACACAACAUGCACAGGAGGUGCCGGGAGAAGGAACCACACAGAAGGCCCAGUGCCCGCGAGUUGUUGCGGGCUUACGAAACGUUAAAUUGGUCAUAUUUCGGGAAGAAAGCUGAGGAAAAGGAAGAACUUUGAGAAGCUGAAGUGUCAACCCUUCAACAAAUCAAUUUCCAUACGCUAUUGGUAUUAAACAUUCAAAUAAAAUAUACUUUCAUA
Messenger RNA from Scylla paramamosain (green mud crab), 3132 nucleotides. RefSeq names its product SRR1-like protein. The transcript has 3 exons. The record is from RefSeq and is a predicted model, not a curated record. Gene Ontology annotation, cellular component: nucleus; cytoplasm. Bases 1272 to 2093 code for a protein of 273 amino acids. Gene Ontology annotation, biological process: microtubule-based process. NCBI's taxonomy places the organism in Eukaryota, Metazoa, Arthropoda, Malacostraca, Decapoda, Portunidae.